GGCCUUCCGCGCCCCCUAGUGACUGCGCAGGCGCAGUGCGGACGCUGGCGGCGGUCGCUGAGGGAACGUGAGGCCCGGGAUGGAGAGCGCGGCCUCGGCCCCCGACAGCGGCAUGGCGGCGGCACCGGCACCGGCACCGGCAACCGACAGCAAGCCGUUUAGGCCAGACGAGGUCAGAAUUAUCCUUGAAUCAUUGCAGCAGCCAGCAGUGUUUCUUAAUAUGGUUUCUGACUGGCCUGCGCUGAGGUGGACGAUCGAACAUCUUUCACAAGUGCUUCAUGGAAAAGAAUUAACGUUCAGGAUGGGCAAAAGGAAGACCAAUAAAGCUCCACAAUUUGAGACCCAUUGUGACUACAUUCAGGCCACACUGCAAGAGUUUUUAGUCUGGCUUCACGGUGAAACCAGUUCCUCACCCGGACCUUUCGGCCCUUUCCCUCGCUCUCAAUAUUGGGCGUAUGCGGACUACAAGUACAUCGCCGUGACGUUUGAGGACAACGCUGAGCUCUUUCAGGAUGUGAUCUGGUCUGACUUUGGGUUCCCUGGAAGAGAUGGACGAGAGAGCACUCUGUGGAUCGGCAGUGAAGCGGCAAACACACCCUGCCACCUGGAUUCCUACGGAUGCAAUCUGGUGUUUCAAGUGCAAGGAAGGAAAAGGUGGCACUUAUUCCCACCAGAGGACACUUCCUUCCUGUAUCCCACCAGAAUUCCUUACGAAGAAUCCAGUGUAUUUAGCAGUGUGAACAUAGUCAACCCUGAUUUGGAGCGUUUCCCCCGAUUCAGCAGAGUCCGGCCGUAUGUCGUGACCUUGAGCGCAGGAGAGGUCCUGUUUGUCCCCAGACACUGGUGGCACUAUGUGGAAUCCUUGGAUCCUGUCACCAUCAGCAUUAACUCCUGGAUAGAACUGGGCGAAGAUGAUGAAGCCAGAGUUGGGGAGGCGUUGACUCGGACUGUAGUCUGUGCUCUGAAGUCCACUGAUCAUUCUACUGACACUGCCAGCUGGCUGAAUGCCACCGAGGAUGCAGUCACGUCGUAUGAAUCGAACCUACGCUACGUCAACCUGGCGCUUCAAGCCUGUUUAGGCAAGGCAAAGACCAGCCCUCCAGGCAGCAGAGAGGGUAGAGGCCAGUGGACGCACGCUUCACCCGCCCAGCCAAAGAAAAGGAAAGGUGAUCCAGGAGCAGGUGGACAGAGGGACCUGGCAGAGCCGAGAGAUGCCAAUGAUGCCAACGUGUGCUUUGGACCCAACUUGGUUCCGGUCCGGCAAGAAGAAGCGGCUGCUUCAGCAGAGGUCAUAGUGUCUGGGGAUCACCCUGCGGACAGCAGCUUGGAAGCUAAUCAACAAAACCUGCACUGCCAACCCAACCCUGCCAGUGGUGACGGGACUCCGAUGUCCACUGACGAGUUGAUAAACUGCUUGGUCCACCCCGACGUGAUUCACUUAAUGACUGAGAUUCUGCUGGACAGGCAUCGCACCCAUUAAUCUCACCGUCUCUCACUUACUGAAGAAGGGUCUCCACCCGAAACAUCAUCUAUUCCUUCUCUCCAGAGAUGCUGCCUGACCCGCUGAAUGACUGCAGCUUUUAAUAUCUAUCUUCAGUGUAAACCAGCGUCUCACUCACUUGCCUUUGGUCACAGGUCACUUGUCAGCGCUGGUUUUGGAAAACUUACCAUCAAUAAGACGUGUGUGUCUCACCGUAUUAAAAGUCGUAUGGCAUGACGUGCAAGUGAAAGUCAACCGUAUUUCUCCUGGUUCUCCAACCAUAAGCCUUGCUCCAUUGUUCGGUAAAAUUGUGCCUAACCUUCUCCCUAUUUUCAAUCCCGUUGCGGCCCCCCUAAUGCAUCAGCCUCGGUCUUGCAACGAGACCUGGGUGUCAUGGUACACCAGUCAUUGAAAGUAGGCAUGCAGGUGCAGCAGGCAGUGAAGAAAGCGAAUGGUAUGUUAGCAUUCAUAGCAAAAGGAUUUGAGUAUAGGAGCAGGGAGGUUCUACUGCAGUUGUACAGGCUCUUGGUGAGACCACACCUGGAGCAUUGCGUACAGUUUUGGUCUCCUAAUCUGAGGAAAGACAUUCUUGCCAUAGAGGGAGUACAGAGAAAGUUCACCAGACUGAUUCCUGGGAUGUCAGGACUUUCAUAUGAAGAAAGACUGGAUAGACUUGGCUUGUACUUGCUAGAAUUUAGAAGAUUGAGGGGGGAUCUUAUAGCAACUUACAAAAUUCUUAAGGGGUUGGACAGGCUAGAUGCAGGUAGAUUGUUUGCGAUGUUGGGGAAGUCCAGAACAAGGGGUCACAGUUUAAGGAUAAGGGGGAAAUCUUUUAGGACCAAGAUGAGGAAAACAUUUUUGACACAGAGAGUGGUGAAUCUCUGGAAUUCUCUGCCACAGAAGGUAGUUGAGGCCAGUUGAUUGGCUAUAUUUAAGAGGGAGUUAGAUGUGGCUAAAGGGAUCAGGGGAUAUCGAGAGAAGGCAGGUACAGGAUACCGAGUUGGAUGAUCAGCCAUGAUCAUAUUGAAUGGCGGUGCAGGCUCAAAUGGCCAAAUGGCCUACUCCUGCACCUAUUCUCUAUGUUUGGAGUUCAGAGAUACAGCGCGGAAACUGGACUUUCGGCCCACCGAGUCCGUGGCGAUCAGCGAUUCCCGCACAUUAACGGCAGCCUACACACACCAGGGACAAUUUACAAUGAUACCAAACAAAUGAACCUACACACCUAUACGUCUUCAGAGUGUGGGAGGAAAUCGAAGAUCUCGGAGAAAACCCACGCAGGUUACGGGGAGAACGUGCACACUCCGUACAGAUGGUUAUAACAUUUUUAAAUUAUCGCACUUAAUAGUCCCUCAGUAGAACUAUUCUAAUUUUACCUAUGAUUGGUGCUUCUUAAAUAUUUAAAAAAACAGGAUAAGCUUUUGGAGCAGGUGAUUUUCCGUGGCAGCAUCGUUACCACAUGGUGUUCCAGCAUCUGUGAAUCCGAUUAUGACUGUUCAAAAAAUAUGAUUAUUAAUGGCUUGAUGCCUGCCCAUACCCACCAACCCAUUCUAGAUAACAAGGGUUGGCACGCCUCAAGUUCCCAAGAGACAGCCUGCAGGAGGAAUAGGUUGCAAGUAGCAAUGGGGCUCAGCUGGUGAAACCUGCCCUUUAUACGUUCAGUUGAGUUUAGUUGAGUUUAGAGAUAUAGCACAGAAACAGUCCCUUCGGCCCAGCGAGACUGCACCACCCAGCGAUCCCGGCACACAAACAUUAUAGGGUUAGGAGGGAGAGAUUGAUCAGCCAUUAUUGAAUGGAGGAGUAGCCUUGAUCGGCCGAAUAUCCUAAUUCUACUCCUAUCACUUAUGACAAUAUAACCAUAUAACUAUAUAUGACUAUCCUACUCACACUGAGGAUAAUUUUACAUUUAUACCAAGCCAAUUAGCCUACAAACCUGUACAUCUUUGUAUUGUAUUCAAAUUUAUUGUCAUUGUCUCAAUUUGAGACAACAAAAUGAAUUUCCCUUACAGG
Messenger RNA from Leucoraja erinaceus (little skate), 3487 nucleotides. RefSeq names its product hspb associated protein 1 (gene hspbap1). The record is from RefSeq and is a predicted model, not a curated record. Bases 80 to 1480 code for a protein of 466 amino acids. The transcript has 8 exons. Gene Ontology annotation, molecular function: 2-oxoglutarate-dependent dioxygenase activity. NCBI's taxonomy places the organism in Eukaryota, Metazoa, Chordata, Chondrichthyes, Rajiformes, Rajidae.